AUACGUAUUAUAUUUUUUACACAGCACAAAUCAAAAACCUACAAUCUCCGUUUCACUCCAAGACCUCACUCUCAUUUUCCCUUUUUUCUCAAAAAUAAAAAUAAAAAUAAAAAUGAGAGAAGAGCAGAUAGAGAAGCUUCGAGGGGUAGUGCGUGACUGUGUGAGCAAGCACUUAUACUCCUCUGCCAUUUUCUUCGCCGACAAAGUCGCCGCCUUCACCGACGAUCCCGCUGACAUCUACAUGCAAGCUCAGGCUCUCUUCCUCGGCCGCCACUACCGCCGCGCCUACCACCUCCUCAACGCCUCCAAAAUAGUCCUUCGCGACCUCCGUUUCCGCUACCUCGCCGCCAAAUGCCUCGAGGAAUUGAAAGAGUGGGACCAGUGUUUGUUAAUGCUUGGUGAUGCAAAAGUUGAUGAACAUGGAAAUGUAUAUGACACUAAAGACUGUAAUGUUAUGUACUUAGAUAAGGAUAGUGAAGAUCGCGAGAUCAAUAUUUCUUCAGCAAUAUGUUUUCUAAGAGGUAGGGCUUAUGAAGCAUUGGAAAAUCGUGCUCUAGCUCGACAUUGGUACAAAGCUGCUAUCAAGGCUGAUCCUUUAUGUUAUGAGGCUUUGGAAUGCCUUAUUGAAAAUCACAUGCUCACAUUUGAAGAAGAAACAAGUCUACUUUCCUCCUUGCAAUUUGGUCCUGAAGAUAGGUGGCUCUCUUCAUUCUACUCUUGCUUGAUAAAAAAGUAUGACAAAGAGUGUGUCAUAGAAGCCAAAUUCAGAGAAGUUGAAAAAGAAAGCUGCAAUAGCAAUCCUUCUAGCCCUUCUUUCAUGCAUACACUAAAAAACAACACCGAUCUUUUGGCUUGUAAAGCAGAGUACUUCAAUCAGUGUGGUGAAUAUCAGAAAUGCUUUGAACUAACUUCAGAUCUGCUUGAGAAGGACCCUUUUCAUUUGAAAUGUACAUUGGUACAUUUAGCAGCUGCUGUGGAGCUUGGAAAUUCAAAUGAGCUGUAUCUCAUGGCAUCUAACUUGGUGAAGGAUUAUCCUCAAAAGACUCUCUCAUGGUUUGCUGUUGGCUGUUACUACUACUGUAUCAAGAAGUAUGAUCAAUCACGGCGUUAUUUCAGCAAGGCUACCAGUCUAGAUGGAACCUUUGCACCUGCUUGGAUUGGCUUUGGGAAUGCUUAUGCUGCUCAAGAAGAGGGUGAUCAAGCAAUGUCGGCAUAUCGCACCGCUGCUCGUUUAUUCCCAGGGUGUCAUUUGCCAACUUUGUAUAUUGGGAUGGAAUACAUGCGAACUCACAGCUAUAAGCUUGCUGAGCAGUUUUUCAUGCAGGCAAAGACAAUUUGCCCUUCAGAUCCACUUGUAUACAAUGAACUUGGUGUUGUUGCUUAUAAUAUGAAGGAGUACAACAAGGCAGUGUUGUGGUUUGAGAAGACUUUGAAGCACAUUCCUUCGUUGAGUCAAUUGUGGGAACCAACUGUCAUUAAUCUUGCCCAUGCCUACAGAAAGUUAAAGAUUUACCAUGAAGCAAUUUCAUGCUAUGAGAGAGCACUUGCAUUAUCAACUAGAAGCUUGAGUACUUAUGCUGGUCUUGCAUACACUUAUCAUUUGCAGGAUAACUUUACUGCUGCAAUUACAUGCUACCACAAGGCUUUAUGGCUGAAACCGGAUGAUCAAUUUUGCACUGAAAUGUUGAGCCUGGCACUUGUAGAUGAAGGUCGUCGAGGCAUCGACCCCAAAAUUGAAUUUCGAUGAAGUGAUACUGUUUAUAUUCUUUUUGUUGUUGUAAUGCAUGUGGAAUAUGAACUACGAGUCCUUGAAUGGGUCGAUUCAUUUUGUUCCAUUUUAGAGUUAGGCAGUAUGUAUUACAGUAGGGAGAGUUGGGCAAUAUUUAUGAUCUGUAUCGUUUGGUUUUAUCAAUGGAAGCUUGUAACUUAGACAUUCCAAUUUCAACCCACCUGCACCAAAUUUUAGCUGUGA
This is a messenger RNA of Populus trichocarpa (black cottonwood), 1972 nucleotides long. RefSeq names its product anaphase-promoting complex subunit 6. NCBI's taxonomy places the organism in Eukaryota, Viridiplantae, Streptophyta, Magnoliopsida, Malpighiales, Salicaceae. The coding region runs from base 113 to 1747 and encodes 544 amino acids. Gene Ontology annotation, biological process: cell division. The record is from RefSeq and is a predicted model, not a curated record. Gene Ontology annotation, molecular function: protein binding. The transcript is spliced from 16 exons.